This is a messenger RNA of Symsagittifera roscoffensis, 933 nucleotides long. RefSeq names its product melanoma-associated antigen B10-like. The transcript is spliced from 2 exons. NCBI's taxonomy places the organism in Eukaryota, Metazoa, Xenacoelomorpha, Acoela, Convolutidae. Gene Ontology annotation, cellular component: nucleus. Bases 1 to 888 code for a protein of 295 amino acids. The record is from RefSeq and is a predicted model, not a curated record.
AUGAGCCACAAGUUAGCAUCAAAAUUGAGACAGGAAGGUGGGGGGUCCCAGUCAUCUUCAUCUGCAGUAUCGGACCCAUCUAUAGACAGUGGGCAGCCAUUGGCGAAGCUGAGCAAAACACAGAAGAGGAAAAGUCGAAUUAUAGAAAGCGACGAUGAAGAGGAACCAAUGGACAUGAACGAACGAGGGGACGCCCCGGAUGAUCAAUCUUCAAUUACCCAAAGCAGUUUAAGUGUCACAGAUCUUCAUUACGAAGAACAAAUCAAAAAAGUGUGCAAUUAUUUUCUAAUUUGCGCCAACCAUUUAAAACCCGUUUCUAAAGCGAAUGUGAAAACGCAUAUAAACGUCGACCUGAAUCGGAAACUUAUGAACGAUGUCACGACAAAAAUGCAACAGGAGUUCGACUACACAGUCGUGGAGUUUGCGAAAGAUAAAUUUCUGAUCAGAAAAGAUUACCCAGCAGAAGUUUCGAACAGUGGCGAAAACAUUUUUCAAUUCGACGAAGAAAACUCAAGUGAACUUGGGCUUCUAUGGAUUAUUGUAUGCUGUCUGAUUAUGGACGGGGAAUCGGUUUCUUUAUCCUCGUUACUAACUGGGCUGCAAUUUUUCGGUAUUUAUGAAAACCAGGAACAUGAAAUUUAUGGAAAUAUUAAGAAUCUAAUCACUAAGAAGUUCGUCAAAGAGGCUUAUUUGAGGAUAGAAAAAGAGGACAAUAACAUCACUGCAGACGAAAGGUCAAAUGUAGAUCCAUAUUUAAAUGCCAAAGUUUUUCUUGGCAAUCGAAGUCUAGCAAUGGUUGAUAAAAAGAAAGUACUGGAUUACGUGAGUCAAGUUUAUGGAAACAAACCAGAAGAUUGGAUCGAACAAUUCGACGAGUUUGGGGGAUAAGUGAUUCUAGACUGAACAGAAAAAAAACUGAACUUGUUUAGUGUU